Molecule: messenger RNA, 770 nt
Organism: Aspergillus steynii IBT 23096
Lineage: Eukaryota; Fungi; Ascomycota; Eurotiomycetes; Eurotiales; Aspergillaceae
Exons: 1
Coding region: 81-347 (88 amino acids)
Source: RefSeq, a predicted model, not a curated record
GCUGCCCCUCCGGAACCCACUCCUUGAUGCCUCAGGCAACCACACCGUGGCAACGCGACGCCACACCCGGGCAGAUCGCCAUGGCUGUGUGGCUGUGCGGAUGUGUGGCUUGCCUAUCGAGGCAGUGCAGCGCAACUUUGUCUGCGGGAAAGCGCAUCACGUCCGUUCGGAUGCUUGCAGUUGCUACAGGACUAGGUAGGUGCUCCGUCGAGUAUAUUUCUCGUUCUGGUGGGAUCAGACGGUGGACAGUGCCGAUUUCCGAUUCAGAUUGGACUCGCGCCCACCUCGACAAGAACAGGUGGUCAUGUUCCGUGCUAGUAGUAGGUCGACUCCAAAUUCGACUAUAAUAGGUAGUACUCUACUCGGAGUAUAUAGCACACGGAGGAAUACUCUUUCGUCGAGAGAGCAACGCUACAUAGACGUUGAUGCUCCACUUCUCUAUACAUCAUCGGCAGAGCCCGUCACAGUUUAUGACCUAAGAAGUAAAUACCCCGUACUUUGCGCUUAAUCCAAGACAGUUUGAUCCAUUUUCCAUCGGCUAUUCCAUGGUUAUGAUGUAUUCAGGGUCCCAAGGUACAGAAUUUUCUUUCCGGGCACGGCGGACAUAUAGCUUGGGUGAGCUAUUUUAAGAUUGUUGCGGUUAGCGCUGGAGACUAUUCGAUGCCCAUCGCGGCACUAACGGGUUGGUUUUGCUGGGGAUGUCUGACUAUUGGUAAUAAUGGGGGAUCUAGUGGUGGAUGGCGGCGUCUCAUGAUACGGACGGGUUGGGA